Molecule: messenger RNA, 927 nt
Organism: Ornithorhynchus anatinus (platypus)
Lineage: Eukaryota; Metazoa; Chordata; Mammalia; Monotremata; Ornithorhynchidae
Product: synaptonemal complex protein 3-like
Exons: 7
Coding region: 1-927 (308 amino acids)
Biological process (GO): spermatid development; meiotic cell cycle
Cellular component (GO): synaptonemal complex
Source: RefSeq, a predicted model, not a curated record
AUGACACCCAGGAGGGGGAUCCUUAAUCCUCUGCCUUCCCCUCUCAAUCCCCUCAGGUUUUCUGGCCAACGGUUGACGGUUGGGGGCCGUUGGCCAAGGAGGUUUGGGCGCGAAAACGGGGGGAACCGUUGGUCGCGCGCCUCGCCUCGUCGCGCGCCUCGCCUCGUCGCGCGCCUCGCCUCGUCGCGCGCCUCGCCUCGUCGCGCGCCUCGCCUCGUCACGCGCCUCGGGCCCGUCCUCUACCAGCCGUUAACGGCCACAGACCUGCCCACCGGAAGCCCCCUGACGCUCGCCUUUCCUCCAUUUUACCUCCCGAAGCCCGACGUUCCUCGUCGCCCUCUUCUCCGGCCUUCAGCAGUGAGAAAUUCCUCCAUAAUGACAACCAACGGGGAAAACCCUUCAAUGAAGUCUGAUGAAACCAUUAUGAAGGAGCAGGAUGCAGGUGCCUUUCAGGAAGAAGAAAAUGAAGAUCUGAGUGGAUCACAGGAGGAUGUUGAAAGAGGACAGACUUCAGUGGCUGAUGAGACUGAAACAAAAAAUCCUGGAGAUAUUCCUAGUGAAAUGGAUGAGGAUUAUUUGGGGGCUGAAAUCCAAAGUUUGCUGGAUGGAUUUGAAGGUGAUACUAGCAAGAUACUUCCUGAAGUGAUGAAAAGAUUGGAACAAUAUAUUAAAUCUUCACUCCAAGUGAGUACCCAGAAUAUUGGGCAACAUGAGCAAGAAAAAAGGGAUGAGAACAAAGAAAACUCUUCGCAGGAGUUCCUGAAUGCAUUUCAGUACGAGGAUGAGACAGUUCAGAUAUUUGAGGAAUUGUACAAGAGUGUAACUGAACUGCUUUAUCAACAAAGUGUUUCCCAACAAUCAGGCGUGAAUCAAGACAUGUUGGAUGCAUUUAAGCAGAAGUAUGACCAAUUUAUAAAGGUAUGGUGA